UGCUUUUGAUUUUGAGUUCAAGUUCACAGCUUCAGACAGGAGUACAGACGUGUGAUGAUGUCAUGAGGAAGCACAUUCCACAAGAAUUCAGCACUCGCUCUGGUGAAUGAGACGCUGGAGUCCUGUGUGAUGUCAUACAGGUUCUAGAACUCAGCUUCUCCAUGCAGGUCUGUGCGAUACAGGGAAGCCUAGGCAAGCAUCGUAUAUAUAACAAGGAGGUAGCGAGCGAGCUCUUCCCAGCCUGCUGGAGUCCUCUGUUAGUAACAGCAUCAUGUUUCAUCGGGUUUGCCCUUUGCUGUUAUCAUUCCGAAUCCCAUCAGAACCAGGCCCAUUGAAGCAGCUGGCCCAGGUUCUGCCCCGUUCAGUUGUGUUUCGCUGCCUCUCCGCCCGGAACGAGUGGAAUUCCAGAGCUGGUCCGUCCCGGGAGAGACCAGGAGCGGACCGGAGGAAUGGAUCACUCCAGCCAGAACUGGAGGACUUGGAGGAAGCAGAAGACGGACUGGAGGAAGUGAUCAGCGCUCACAAGAGAAGGCAAAGAGCGAUGCGGCUCCAGAGAAUUAGGAAAGAAUUCCAGCCCCCGGGUCCACCAGAAAGGAGGCUGACCUGGGAAGCCAUGGAGCAGAUCAGGUACCUGAGACAGGAGUCCCCCGAGGAGUGGACAGUACCUCGGCUGGCUGAAGGGUUUGACGUGAGUCCUGACAUCAUCAGAAGGGUCCUUCAGAGUAAAUUCACACCCCCCUUAGAGAGAAAGAGGAAGCAGGAUGCCAGGGUCCUGUCCAAAAUAGGGCUGAAGCCUGUGCCAAGCGGAGUGCAGGGAGACUCAAAGCUACCGGAGCUGUCCAGCGGGCAAAAUGCCAUGCUGCCGGCGCCAAGAGGCAUGAAAAACACAAGCAGCCAGGCGAGCGGUGUUAGCCUCACCGUUCGACAGGAUUCUGCAGUGAGAGGAGGGGGCCUGUUGCCCUUGGCUGCUAACUUCACCAUGCCCAGCAGUGCUGCCCUUCAGAAGGCUGAAGAUUCCGGGGACUCCCCAGCCCUGCAUUCCAGGGAAAUCCCCAAGCCCGAGCAUUCCGAGGAGAGGCAGGGCUGUUCCACUGAGGGGGAGGAGGAGGGGUGGAGUGGAGAGGUCCUGACUGACCAGGAGCUGGAAAGACUGGCUGAAAGCACACCACAAAGCGCCAUGGAAGUGGUUCAGAAGGGGAAUGAGUUUUAUGACAGCGAAGGGAACUUUCUGUAUAGGAUCUGAAUUAUCACCAGUUCACCAAAAAAAAAAAAAAAAGAUAUGAAAUUGUAACUGGACAGAUUUAUAUUGGAGGCACGUUAAAUUUGACCUGUAACUUGAGAAGGUCUGUGAUGAACGUUGUAACAGACGUGCCUCAGCUGAAGUUCUUGAUGCUUGGACACUGCUAGCCAGUUGUGUCCACUGUCCCUAUUCUUGCUGGACAUUACCUUGCUGUUUGACAUUCACUGGAUGUCAUUCAAUGCAAGCGGCACCUGCAAUAUAUUAUUUAUACAGACUGGAAGGCGUAGUGGCAAGCCCUUAAGGCCAAUUAAAUACUCAGGCUUGGGAAGAAGACUCCUAUUGCAUAGCAGUUUCACCCAGCUCCACGAUUUUAAUACAAGCUUGAUUAGCCACAGUGCAACAAGCUCCGGUCUUCAGCUAAACCCAGGAGUGGAUCAAACUGCUAUGCAAUGGGAGUCUUUGAUUGCCAUCCCUGCAUACUCCACCCUGCCGCAGCUCUGAAGGAAGAGUUUUUUUACCUGUAGCUCCAGACAGCUGCUUCCCAAGGGAUCGGAUCCAGUAUCGUGUGGAGAUCGAAGCCCCGUCAGAUCAUCUGCAGCCCACGCUGCUCUCAGGCGUAUCGCUCUUUUCAAAGUUAUGUUCUGGCUGUCUAAUAAACUGAAAGCCAAUUUUCCGUGUUACUGUUUGAUGUGUUUUGGAUUCCGCACCCUUAUCUUUAUUCUGAAAUUCACAAACGCUCACCAACGUUUUUAAAAUUACAUUCAGUCUUUAUUAAUGGAGUAGCAGGGUGGGGAAAAAAUAAAAACAAACUCUUGAAUUUGCAUUACAAUGAAAAGAAAAAAGUACUGUGAAGUUUAUUAUUUUAAUUACAGCUAUUAUUAUUUUUAAUACAGUCUUUAUAAACCAAACAUUUUCAAAAUAUACAGGAAAAAAAAUAGCCAGUACCAAAGUUAGAGCAAUCCUUUGACAGCCAGGAAGCUGCCCUCGUUCAGAUACAGCGUUACAUCCUUCAGAUGCACUUGAGAAAGCGAGACUUCAAAAUGAAAUAUUGCAAGGCUUACUUCUAUUUCAUGACAGCAUCGAUCAGCAUCACGGCUGAUCUCAGACACCAGCUGGAAGCUGUGCCUCUGAGUUUAUUUACACAGACAACCAAGCAUGGCCAGUUGCAUGAAGCACCUGAAUUCAGAGUUCUUUGAGUUUAAGGGUGUUGCAGAAAGCAGCUUAAUGCAUUUCAGUCAAUCCCCUAGUGAAGGGAAAAUGCCUCCUCGGAGUUUGAUACUCCAGUGUUUUGUGCAAGCAGCCCCUGACCCUACUGACCCCCAUCGUGUUAUCACUGGCUUGAGAUCAGUCCCCAAACUUUAAAAUGCCCACCUCUCAAUCCACCGGGAGGGGAGGGACUGACCAUCUCAAAUUUACAGAUUUGAUGCGACUUGGCUGGUGUUCUAUGAAUGUUAACGUUCCUUUAACCUUCUACGAUGUCAGACUCGGAAUUUAGAAUCUGCGAUGGACGAUCAUUCUAAAGCUGUUCCGAAGGAAAGCAGCUCUGGAUUAAGAUCAAAGCUGCAGCCUGUUUGUCCCGCUAGUCCUUUUUCGUAUUUUAUAGCUAGUGACAGGAUCUUCGGCUCAUUCAGAGUUAGGGUUUGUAAUCUCUCGGUCUUGUAGUGUUGUUUCAAUGUUAUGGACUGUUCUUGCAUUAAAAAGACCAUACUGAAGUACAAGGCUGUUCACUUGAGGUGCAACACAGUAGAUUCUGGUAUGCAUGAAACAUUAGGUGCACUACAACAAAAUAGUAGAUUCCAAAACCUCUAAAUAAUUAAGUUUAUUUUUUUAUCUUUUUCAAGCCUACAAUCAGGAUAUAAAACAACAUGAAUCCACUACUAAAUGUGCCAUUCUCCUACCCCUAGUAAAUUCACAAUGAAUUCAGAAUUGUUGGAACAUUUUGUUAGAAAGCGAAAAAAACAAACUCAAACGUCACAUGCAAAUCCAGUACCCUCUAAACCAGGGUUCCCAAGACGAGUCAUUCUAGCAGGUGGUCCUAAACUCACUAAAUAUAUUCACUGGGCCGUUAAGGUUUGCGCAGGUUUAAGACUCUCAGCAGCUUGCAAAACCUCAUCUAGAGCUUCUGGAGACCGUGCCUUUUAAAAAGCUGCUCCUGUGCCUGCAGGUUAGGGUUGCUGCUGUACUCUGAGGAACAGCAGUCCUCUGAUGCAUGGUUUGUUCUGCAGGUUUGUUGUUGCCAGACACUCUCUGCUUUAUUGCUAAGUUUACAGGUGCUCAAUUCUGAUCCUCCUCACCAAGGGACGAAAAUAACAGCCAGGCUGCAGAACAGUUCUGAAAACCUGACUUGGGUCAGGAAGCUUUUCCAAAACAUAUAGACAGACAGACAGAGACAUAAAACACACACACACACACACACACACACACACACACACACACACACACACACAGAGACACACAA
This is a messenger RNA of Acipenser ruthenus (sterlet), 3698 nucleotides long. Its product is annotated as neugrin. The coding region runs from base 272 to 1243 and encodes 323 amino acids. The transcript has 4 exons. Gene Ontology annotation, cellular component: nucleus. The record is from RefSeq and is a predicted model, not a curated record. NCBI's taxonomy places the organism in Eukaryota, Metazoa, Chordata, Actinopteri, Acipenseriformes, Acipenseridae.